This is a messenger RNA of Triticum turgidum subsp. durum (durum wheat), 231 nucleotides long. The record is from the annotation of a GenBank genome assembly. NCBI's taxonomy places the organism in Eukaryota, Viridiplantae, Streptophyta, Magnoliopsida, Poales, Poaceae.
AUGGCUUCCAUGGGGUUCAGCUAUGCGCAGAUACAUGUGCGGCAGGAGAAGAUCCGGCAGAGGAUCAACCAACAAGAAGCCGCCAAGAAGACGACCGUGAAGAGUAUCGGUGAAGGAGAUAAGAUCAAGAAGAAAAACUGCGACUCAUGGACCGCCGCCGGCAGGGUGCAUCCGUGCGCGUCUUCCACGGCCGCGGCGGCGGCUACGGCUAGGCCGGUGCCAGAGAGGUGA